Notothenia coriiceps (black rockcod) is the source of this 1173-nucleotide messenger RNA. Its product is annotated as dnaJ homolog subfamily C member 5-like. The record is from RefSeq and is a predicted model, not a curated record. NCBI's taxonomy places the organism in Eukaryota, Metazoa, Chordata, Actinopteri, Perciformes, Nototheniidae. The transcript is spliced from 3 exons. Bases 29 to 733 code for a protein of 234 amino acids.
CCUUGUUCCAGCUUCCAGAUCUUGAAUCAUGGAGGACCAAAACAGAUCUCAGCGUAAAAUGUCGACGGCAGGAGAAAGCCUUUAUAAGAUCCUUGAUUUGAAGAAAGGAGCGUCGCCAGAGGAACUAAAGAAAGCGUACAGGAAACUGGCAUUGAAGCAUCAUCCGGAUAAAAACCCAGACAACCCAGAGGCAGCGGACAAAUUCAAGGAAAUCAACAACGCCAACUCCAUCCUGAGCGAUGAGAACAAACGGAAGAUCUACGAUGAGUACGGCUCGAUGGGACUUUACGUCGCCGAGCAGUUUGGGGACGAGAGCGUCAAAUAUUACUUCCUCAUGUCCAAGUGCUGGUUCAAGGGCCUGGUGGUCUGCUGCGGGAUCUUCACCUGCUGCUGCUGCUUCUGCUGCUGCUGUUUCUGUUGUGGGAAGUGCAAGACGAGCGAAGAACAGGAAAACUUUGCCUAUGUGGACCCCGAAGACCUGGAGGCAGAGAUCAGGAAUCAGGACGCAGGUAAGAAGAUUCAGAUGGUGUCCUCCAGCUGCUGGAACAACUCAUUGUCAGAAGGGUUAUCUGAAACGGCAAGUGUUGUCCCUUUGUAUUUCAAGACAUCCGUGAAACGAUCAAACUCUCAUGAGACUCAGAUCAGGAAGAGGGGCUUGAGAAAGUGGAAACGAUGCAGAGGAGAUGUCAGGGUGGUUUUGGCUUCAUCCCUUCUGUGGAUGAAUCCAACAUAAAGACACAGACAGAAUUAACCAGUCAGUUUAUACAAAUCACAGCGAGGUCCACGAAACAAUGAAUUCACACAUUUUCUAUUGCGUUGUGUGAAACGUUAGAGAGAAGAUUAGCACGGCCCCUUGUGCAAGGAUGACACGCAAUUUGACUUGUUUCCACAAGUUGAUCUACCUGCGUCUGCUCUCGAGCACCUGAGGCCAGAGUGGCUGGAUUUCACAACGAUGUGGUUGUGAAAGUGCUUGUUGCAUUUCACAACCACAUCGCAGCAGGAAAUUCUAUCUGAGAGGGACCUGGUGACAAGAAUCUCACCAAGUCAGUAUUUGGCUGUCAAACUUUGUCCAACUCUCCCAACGUCAGAGCAGCUUUGGCUUUAUCCUUUUCCAAGUUUUAGACAGAAUUAGCUGUCAGAGGUUGUGGUGGAUUUCUGUCGAGUGGUGCAGUG